ACUGCACCUUUAAUUACACCUAGACACGCAGCGCCACUGCCUAAACACAUAAAACCCCCUCCUGCUGCUGUAAAUUAUUCGUGUAGCUGACUAAUAAACUACAUUUCUAGCAAAUACAGUAACCUAGCUGAGCUAACAGGCUUACUUACUGAACUGCGCCUCCAGGAUUUCUGACUAAAUCCCCCGGUACUCUCUCUAGCUUAUUAACCUGCUUCAGACACGCAUCUAAACAAGCUAGGUCCGCCCACAGCAGCAGUCCUCUCUGAUUGGCUGCCUUUCGUUAUUGCCCAUCCAAUGACCAAACUUCGUGCUGUUUGAAAACAGAACAAGCCAAUUAGAUACUACUUUCUUUAAAUUUACCGGGCUUUAGUUGGCGCGUAGCGUCAACUACUCCAGAGCUCUGUAUGUGCCCAUAGAAAAUAGUACAGAAAAAUGAGUCUGAUAAAAAAGCUCCUGCGCAGGACAGAACGAAAACACAGCAAAAAGAAGCUCAUUAAAUGGCUUCAGAAGGAGAGACUUCUUGCCAGAACACUGAAAUGCCCUAGAUGCGGGAAAAAGAUGCAUUUUAAGAAGAAAACCAGCAUAAAGGAUGGGUACACAUGGAUAUGUAGACGGAAUCAUCAUCGGCAGAAUACAGUUCGUUCCAUUCGACACGGAUCAAUUUUUAGCCGAAGCCAUGUUCCACUGGUGUCAUAUAUGAAACACAUUCACAGAUUUGCCCAAGGACUGCGGCUCCGGCAGGUAGACAUGGUUGAGGAGGGACUUUGUGGUAGUAGUGCUACAAUUACAAAAUUAACCCAGAAGCUUAAAGGAGUGUGUGUCAAUGCUAUUCGCAAAAUGAAGAGGCAAAAGAAGAUGCAAAUUGGUGGAGGAAGAGCAUAUGUUGUUCUUGAUGAAAGCAAGUUUUGCCACAAACGGAAGUAUGCACGUGGCCGUUUUGGAAACACCUGGCGAAGAAAAGCAUGGGUGUUUGGCAUGAUGGAAAUAAAGCGGAAUCGCAGGAGACCCCUCCUAAAGGUGGUUAAGAGAAGAACAGCUGCAAAGUUGAUUCCUGCUAUUCAGAAAUAUGUGCGUUGUGGAACCACUGUGAUCAGUGAUGAAUGGCCAGCUUAUAAACAACUAGGACAACACGGUUACAUUCAUUAUCAGGUCAAUCACAAACGCUUCUUUGUACAUCCACAAACAGGAGCACACACACAACACAUUGAGCGAGCAUGGAGAACAUUCAAGAACGAAGUGUACCGUUACAGGGGUAACUUGACAAAAAAAUCAUUGAAAGACCAACUUGCAUUCAUUGAAUGGAAUUACUGGAGGGGAAAAUCACAUCCAAGAGGUGUCCUUGGAUGUCUCUUUGAAGACAUUGGACUGAAGUAUCAGGUGUAACCCUUUAAACAUCAAAACCAGAAGUAAAACGUGCUUCAACCAAUAUUGGAUGAGGUGCAACCAAAAAGAAAAAAAUGACUCUAUAUCAAAAAUGGUGCAAAAACUUCUUUAUUUAACUAAAAACAUGACAUUUUAAGGCAAUGCUUCAAGGCCAACAUCAUGUUUUAUAAAAAAAAAAUUGCAAUAAGCAUUGCACAAUUUUUGAUGAACAGCCCCUUAAACUGCCAGGUUCUCCCAUGUAUCCAGUCUUCCAUGUCUAAUUACUGUUACAUACAAAUAAACCAGUUGGUAUUUUUCCAUGUAGGUACUGAACAGUAAGCCUUCAAAUGUGAUUAGCAUUAAAAUCAUU
Molecule: messenger RNA, 1732 nt
Organism: Astyanax mexicanus (Mexican tetra)
Lineage: Eukaryota; Metazoa; Chordata; Actinopteri; Characiformes; Acestrorhamphidae
Exons: 4
Coding region: 433-1383 (316 amino acids)
Source: RefSeq, a predicted model, not a curated record